Messenger RNA from Protobothrops mucrosquamatus (brown spotted pit viper), 690 nucleotides. RefSeq names its product adhesion G protein-coupled receptor B1-like. The annotation marks the transcript as partial. Gene Ontology annotation, cellular component: plasma membrane. The transcript has a single exon. NCBI's taxonomy places the organism in Eukaryota, Metazoa, Chordata, Lepidosauria, Squamata, Viperidae. The record is from RefSeq and is a predicted model, not a curated record. Gene Ontology annotation, molecular function: G protein-coupled receptor activity.
UGUGGACCGUGGUGGCCCUUGACUUGGGACCUUCGCCCUGCACCACCUUGGUCCAGGGCAAGUUUUUUGGAUACUUCUCCUCUUUUGCCGUCUUCCCGUUGAACGCUUCCCGCUGCAAUUGGAUUAUCCAGAACCCCGAUCCUAGGAGAUACACAUUGUACAUGAAGGUUUUGAAGCCCUCGGGUCUCUGCGACCACCAGCAGAUACGCACGUACCAAUUUGACUCCUUCUUGGAGUCCACACGGACGUACCUGGGCAUGGAAAGCUUUGAUGACGUGUUGAACCUUUGCGACGGUUCUACCCGCUACGCCUUCCUCCAGUCAAACAAGCAGUUCCUCCAGAUGAAGCAGACUCUGUCCAAAGUGGACAGCGGGUGGAUCAGGUGGAAACCGGCCAAGAUUCAGGAAAGAGACUUCUCGGUUGAGUAUCUUGUGGUUGGCAACAGAAGCCCUAGCAAAGCCGCUUGCCAGAUGCUGUGUAAAUGGCUGGAUACUUGCUUGACCACCAGCAGCAGCUCACACCCUUGUGGCAUCAUGCAGACACCAUGCUCUUGUUUCAGUGGAGAGGUGCUGGAUCAACCCAGUGAGAUCUUUGGCUUAACCAAAAAGCAGGACAAUUGUUUUAAGGAUGGGAUUUACCUGGAGAAUUGCAUGAGUUCUACCAAGGACACCACUGGGCUGGAUUUCUUGG